GGCCGGAGCCGUCUGGGCGCCCCCCCCCCCCGGGAACGGCGGCUCCAGGGGCUGGCAGCGGCGGGCGACGUCCGCCCGACCCCGCUGUCCCCGCUGGGUGCUGUCUGGGGACCCGGCGGUGGCAGCCCGGUGACGCCGGGCAGCACCCCAGGGUGCUGCUGGGGGGCGCGGGGCAGCGGCACCCACCCCGGGGUCCCGGCGAAUAAAUCUCGGCCGUCGAUCUCGGCCGUGCGGAGAAGGAAACGGAGUCAGGAAAACAGGAAACCUCGGGCAGGGCCCGGCAGGGGCACGCGGGCGGGCAGCGGGCGCGGGACCCCCGCUCCCCCCAGCGUCCCGCUUGGUGCCCCCCGGGGGCACCGCAGCCCCCCCCCCCCCCCCCCCCAGUCCCUGCUGCACGCUGUGCUGGGUGGCACAGCCCAAGGCACGUCCCCUGCUGCGGGAUGGGGGAACCUCGGGUCUGAUAACAGGACGGGGCUGUUAUUAAAUCGCCCUAAUUAUCGCUGCCGGUCCGGCUGCUGCAAAUCCAGACCCAGGCGCGGAGGGGCUCGGGGUGCUGGGCUGAGGUCACUGUCCCCGUUUGGGGUUCACCACCCGGGGGGGGGGGGUCCGGUGCCAUAAGCGGUCUCUCCCCGCGCAGUUGUCUACGUGUGCUGCGCGCCGGACACGCUGCGGGAGCUGAUGCUGCAAGCCUGGCGCGAGGGGCUCACCCGCGGCGACUACGCCUUCUUCUAUAUCGACAUCUUCGGGGCCAGCCUGCAGGGCAGCCACUUCCCCGAGCCACAGCGGCCCUGGAAGCGGGGUGACCGCGACGACGCCAGCGCCCGGCAAGCCUUCGAGGCCGUCACCAUCAUCACCUACAAGGAGCCCGAAAACCCCGAGUACCGGCCCUUCCUGGCCCGGCUCAAGGAGGAGGCGCUCACCCACUUCAACUACACCAUGAAGGACGGCUUGAUGAACUUCAUCGCGGCUGCCUUCCACGACGGGGUGCUGCUCUACGCCCAGGCCGUCAACGAGACGCUGGAGCGGGGUGGCUCCAUCACCAACGCCUCCGCCAUCACCCGCCAGAUGUGGAACCGGACCUUCUACGGCGUCACCGGCUUCCUGAAGAUCGACGAGAACGGGGACCGGGAGAGCGACUACUCCCUGUGGGACAUGGACCCGGUGCGCGGUGACUUCCAGAUCGUGGCCAACUACAACGGCACCACCAAGAAGAUCCACAUGGUGCCGGGGCGCGAGAUCCACUGGCCGGGGAACAAGGUUCCCUCCGACGUCCCCCCCUGCGGCUUUGACAACAGCGACCCGCAGUGCCACAAGGCCAGCCUGAGCACCCUGGAGGUGCUGUCCCUCGUGGUCAGCCUGAUCCUCCUGGCCAUCACCAUCAUCUCCUUCUUCAUCUACAGGAAGCUGCAGCUGGAGAAGGAGCUGGCGGCCGAGCUGUGGCGCAUCCGCUGGGAGGACGUGCAGAUGAGCAGCCUGGAGAAGCACCUGCGCAGCGCCGGGAGCAAGCUCACGCUCUCGCUGAGGGGCUCCAACUACGGCUCGCUGAUGACCACAGAGGGGCAGUUCCAGGUCUACGCCAAGACGGCGUACUACAAGGGCAACUUGGUGGCCGUGAAGCACCUCAACCGCAAGCGGAUCGAGCUGACGCGCAAGGUCUUGUUCGAGCUGAAGCACAUGCGGGACAUCCAAAACGAGCACCUGACCCGCUUCAUCGGCGCCUGCACCGACCCCCCGAACAUCUGCAUCCUGACCGAGUACUGCCCCCGCGGGAGCCUCCAGGACAUCCUGGAGAACGAGAGCAUCACGCUGGACUGGAUGUUCCGCUACUCCCUCACCCACGACAUCGUUAAGGGCAUGCAGUUCCUGCACAACGGCGUCAUCAUCUCCCACGGGAACCUCAAGUCCUCCAACUGCGUGGUGGACAGCCGCUUCGUGCUGAAGAUCACCGACUACGGGCUGGAGAGCUUCCGCGCGGCCCCCGACGGCGAGGACUCCCACGCGCUCUUCGCCAAGAAGCUGUGGACGGCGCCCGAGCUGCUGCGGAUGGAGGCGCCGCCGGCGCGGGGCUCGCAGAAGGGCGACGUGUACAGCUUUGGCAUCAUCCUGCAAGAGAUCGCCCUGCGCAACGGCGUCUUCUACGUGGAGGGCAUGGACCUGAGCCCCAAAGAGAUCAUCGAGCGGGUGAAGAGCGGGGAGCGCCCCAGCUUCCGCCCCUCGGCCAGCGUGGGCUGCCACCUGGAGGAGCUGGGCCAGCUGAUGCAGCACUGCUGGGCCGAGAACGUCCUGGAGCGCCCCGACUUCAACCAGAUCAAGGUCCAGCUCCGCAAGUUCAACAGGGAGAGCAGCAGCAACAUCCUGGACAACCUGCUGUCGCGCAUGGAGCAGUACGCCAACAACCUGGAGGAGCUGGUGGAGGAGCGCACCCAGGCCUACCUGGAGGAGAAGCGCAAAGCCGAGGCUCUGCUCUACCAGAUCCUGCCCCACUCGGUGGCGGAGCAGCUGAAGCGGGGCGAGACGGUGCAGGCGGAGGCCUUCGAGAGCGUCACCAUCUACUUCAGCGACAUCGUGGGCUUCACGGCGCUGUCGGCCGAGAGCACCCCCAUGCAGGUGGUGACGCUGCUCAACGACCUCUACACCUGCUUCGACGCCAUCAUCGACAACUUCGACGUCUACAAGGUGGAGACCAUCGGGGACGCCUACAUGGUGGUGUCGGGGCUGCCGGUGCGCAACGGGAAGCUGCACGCCCGCGAGGUGGCCCGCAUGGCGCUGGCGCUGCUGGACGCCGUCCGCUCCUUCAGGAUCCGCCACCGGCCGCAGCAGCAGCUCAAGCUGCGCAUCGGCAUCCACACGGGUCAGCGGGGACGGGGCACCCGUGUGGGUCGGGGGGGA
Messenger RNA from Oxyura jamaicensis (ruddy duck), 2889 nucleotides. RefSeq names its product natriuretic peptide receptor 1 (gene NPR1). The record is from RefSeq and is a predicted model, not a curated record. NCBI's taxonomy places the organism in Eukaryota, Metazoa, Chordata, Aves, Anseriformes, Anatidae. The transcript is spliced from 17 exons. Gene Ontology annotation, biological process: receptor guanylyl cyclase signaling pathway; protein phosphorylation; cGMP biosynthetic process. The annotation marks the transcript as partial. Gene Ontology annotation, cellular component: membrane. Gene Ontology annotation, molecular function: guanylate cyclase activity; protein kinase activity; peptide receptor activity.